This is a messenger RNA of Mesoplodon densirostris (Blainville's beaked whale), 945 nucleotides long. Its product is annotated as olfactory receptor 51F2-like. NCBI's taxonomy places the organism in Eukaryota, Metazoa, Chordata, Mammalia, Artiodactyla, Ziphiidae. Gene Ontology annotation, biological process: G protein-coupled receptor signaling pathway. Gene Ontology annotation, molecular function: G protein-coupled receptor activity; olfactory receptor activity. Gene Ontology annotation, cellular component: membrane. The record is from RefSeq and is a predicted model, not a curated record.
AUGUGGUCCAACAACAGUGCUGCUCCCUUCUUUCUGACUGGCUUCUUGGGCUCAGAAGCAAUUCACCACUGGAUCUCUCUUCUCUUCUUUAUCAUUUACCUCAUCCUUUUGGGCAAUGGCACACGGCUCUUCCUUAUUUGGAAUGACCACAGUCUUCAUAAGCCCAUGUACUACUUCCUGGCUAUGCUGGCAGGUACAGACCUCGGGAUGACACUAACUACAAUGCCCACCAUGUUGGGUAUAUUCUGGUUCAAUGCCAGGGAUAUCAGCUUUACUGCCUGCUUGUCACAGAUGUUCUUUGUUAAACUCUUCACUGUCAUGGAAUUGUCAGUGCUGUUGGCCAUGGCUUUUGAUCGUUUUGUCGCCAUCUCUAAUCCCAUCAGGUAUGCCACCAUUUUAACUGACUCCAGAAUAAUUCAAAUUGGAGUGGCAAUUGUCAUCAGGGGGACACUAACGCUGACACCAAUGGUAGCAAUUCUUAUGAGACUGUCCUUCUGCCGCAGCCACGUGCUCCACUACUCUUACUGCUUCCAACCUCAUGUGAUGAAGCUCUCAUGCACAGACACCAGGAUCAACAAUGCAGUUGGGCUGACUGCCAUGACCUCUACUGUUGGUGUGGACUCAAUUCUCAUCCCCCUUUCUUAUGUUUUGAUCAUUAAGACUACCCUCAGCAUCACAUCCCCAGAAGAGAAGAAGAAAGCCUUCAUCACCUGGAUCUCCCAUAUUGGGGCUAUUGCUAUUUUCUAUAUUCCAUUGAUCAGUCUCUCCUUUGUUCACAGAUUUGGGAAACAAGCCCCAGCCUAUGUACAUACUAUGAUUGCUAACACCUACCUGCUGAUCCCCCCGGUCAUGAACCCCAUCAUCUAUAGUGUGAAGACCAAACAGAUACGCAGAGCUGUGAUAAAAAUUCUUCACCCCAAAGCACAUAGAAUCAUAGAAUUCUAG